Messenger RNA from Melospiza melodia melodia, 6021 nucleotides. It is a transcript of the gene HCLS1, whose product is annotated as hematopoietic cell-specific Lyn substrate 1. The transcript has 15 exons. Gene Ontology annotation, molecular function: actin filament binding. The coding region runs from base 928 to 2487 and encodes 519 amino acids. Gene Ontology annotation, biological process: regulation of actin filament polymerization. The record is from RefSeq and is a predicted model, not a curated record. Gene Ontology annotation, cellular component: actin filament; site of polarized growth; plasma membrane. NCBI's taxonomy places the organism in Eukaryota, Metazoa, Chordata, Aves, Passeriformes, Passerellidae.
GUGUGCACUGCCUUGUGUGAUCGCUGCAGAAGCUGUUUGGUUAUACAAGUGAAUGCCUGGGUGAUGGCCUUUUGUCCCUAUCUUGCUUCUUGUUCAGCUGACAGAAUAAGGAAAUAGCACCUGAAUGGGCAAUGUCUCAUGGUAGGGAUGGGUGGAACUAAUGAUUUUAAGAUCCCUUCCAACCCAAACCAUUGCAUGCAUCGUGAAAGCGAUUCCAGUGAAACAAUACCUGCCUGGGUUUGCUUUUGCACAUUAGCCUGAACACUGCACCUUGUUAGAGUUGUGUGACCCCAGGACAGACAGAGAAGUUGGCAGCAGUGAGCUAGAACGUGCUGCUCGUUCAACUGUCCCAACUUUGUGUAGCCAAAACCAGGUACCCUUGUUCAUAGUCGCUGCUACAGUCCGCAACCACCGCUGGAACAAAAGCCUCCAUGGGGCUGUUGUAAGGCUGUAGAUGAUGUUUGCACUGUGUUUAACAGGAGCAAGGAUUACAAGUGAAGUAUGUUUCCUUAAAGCGCAUGCAUUUUUCCCUGAACUGAACAAAGGCAUGAUUCUGAGGCCUCAGAUACAUUUAAAUGUUUUAUGCCUACCGACAGAACAGUUAUAGCUUAGAUUAAAUAUGGGAAUAAAACCUCAAAAGGAUCUCCUGAUCUGCUAAAUAUAGGCUGACUGAACAGCUUUGUGGUUUGACCUGAUGAAAGGUGGGGCCUUUUAGCUGAUUGUUCCUGUCUCAAACAUUUCAACAUUUUGUUUCUUGUCCAAUAGACCUGUCCUGCCUUGAUUUUUGAUCUAUCUUCAAUAAAGGCUGACAAGGAAGGUCAGCCAACGAAGGUGUGCUCUGUCAUCCUCGGGCACUCAGGCCAGUUCAGCAGCACCCUGAGGCUGGGACAGGUGUGGUUACGUGCCAGAAGGAAGGCAGCACCAGGGAUGUGGAAAGCAGUUGUGGGACACGACGUGUCGGUGAAGGUGGAGGCUGAGGGAGAUGACUGGGACACGGACCCCGAUUUCGUGAACGACAUCUCCGAGCGGGAGCAGCGCUGGGGAGCCAAAACCAUCGAGGGCUCAGGCCGGGCCGAGCACAUUGACAUCCAUCAGCUCAGGAACAAGGUAUCAGAGGAACACGAGGUUAUCAAGAAGAAGGAGCUGGAGACUGGCCCCAAGGCAUCCUAUGGCUAUGGGGGCAAAUUUGGAACGGAGCGAGACCGAAUGGAUAAGUGCGCAGUGGGACACGAGUACGUUGCUGAUGUUGGGAAGCACUCCUCGCAGACAGAUGCAGCCCAGGGCUUUGGUGGCAAGUUUGGCGUCCAGCGGGACCGAGCCGAUAAGUCAGCAGUGGGCUUUGAAUACAAAAGUGAGGUGGAGAAGCACUCGUCCCAGAAAGAUUACUCCAAGGGCUUUGGUGGCCGUUACGGAGUGGAAAGGGAUAAGGUGGACAAAGCAGCUGUGGGAUUUGACUACAAGAGCCAGGCAGAGAAGCAUGACUCUCAGAAAGACUAUUCUGUGGGCUUUGGUGGGAAGUUUGGGGUCCAGAGGGAUCGCCAGGACAAGAAUGCCCUUGGCUGGGACCAUCAGGAAGAAGUGCAGCCCCAUGCAUCCCAAAGAGACUAUGCCAAGGGAUUUGGAGGCCGUUUUGGGGUCCAGAAGGAUAGAGUGGAUAAGAGUGCUGCUGGCUUUGAUGAGAUGGCAGCUCCCACCUCCUCCUAUGAGAAAACAAGACCCCUGGAGACAGGAGCCUGCAGUGGCGCCAGCAGCCUGCGGCUGCGGUUUGAGCACAUGGCGCAGUCGGCAGAGGAGGAGAGCAGGAGGCAGGCCCAGGAGGAGAGCAGGAGGCGGGAGCACCGGCGGGCUCAGCAGGAAAUCCCUCCCAGAGAGAAGGAGCCCGCUGGGACUGGGGCAGCCCCUGCAGCCGUGCCAGCAGGGGCACCCAGGGGCGCUGCUGGGGACCAGCCCAUGUCACCAGGAGAGCAGGACCCCAAUAGGGAGGAUGAAGAAGUACCACCCACUUUGCCACCAAGGCCAGCAGAUCUGGACGCAGAGCUGUGCAAGGUCCCCAGCCAGGAUCAGCCCACCUACAAUGAAAGUUUGGAUGUUGGUGGGGACUAUGAAGAGCUGCCAGAGCCCUCUGACUACUGUGACAGCACCAGUGGAGGUGCUGAGUAUGAGGAGCUGCCAGCCCCGCUGGGGAAGCUGGAUGCCACCUACGACUUUGGAGGAGAUGGAGGUGAAGACUACGAGGUGAUCCUUCCUCAGGAGCCCAGAGAGAGCCAUCCCCACCUGGGGAGCGCGGCCCACGGCCCCGAGGGGCAGAGCCCCGGGAUGUGCGCGGUGGCUCUCUAUGAUUACCAAGGAGAUGGAGAUGAUGAGAUUUCUUUUGAUCCUGAUGACACAAUCACGCACAUUGAGAUGGUGGAUGAAGGCUGGUGGCGGGGACAGUGCCAUGGCAGAGUCGGCCUCUUCCCAGCAAAUUAUGUGAAGCUUCUGCAAUGAAAUUAGCACAGUGCAAGCUGCUUCCCUCCCAACUUCUGCCUCUGUCAUGGUUUGACACUGGCCAAAUGCCAGACACCCACAAAAGUCACUCAUCCACCCUCCUCUGCCACAACUUUGCAGAGGAGAGAAAAAUUUAAUGAAGGCUUUGUGAGGAUUGGGAGAAAACACUCCAAGGGCAAAAUAGGCUUGACUUAGAGGUACAAAGUGAAUUUAUUACUAACAGAGCCAGAGGAGGAUAAUGAGAAAUAAAAGAAGCCCUUAAAACACGUUUUCUUCCCCCUAGUCCUCCCUCCUUCCCACCAACAGUGCAGGGAGACAGGGCAUGGGAGUUUUGGUGGUUUCAUCACUGAGAUUUUCUUCCACUGCUCCGGGAGAGGAGUCCUUCCCCUGUGAGACUGUGAGGUCCCUCCAGUGGGAGACAGCUCUCUGUGAAUUUCUCUGGCACAGGUCCACUCUCAUGAGCAGCAAUCCUCCCAAACUGCUGCAGCGUGGGUUGCUGUUCCACGGGGUGCAGCCCUCCAAGGACAGGCUGCUCCAGCCUGGGAGCAGGGCCCCUCUCCCCUGGGGCUGCCACUGGAGCACAGCCUCCUGCAGGCAUCACCUGCUCUGGCACGGGCACCUCACCCUGGGCUGUGGCUGGAUCUCUGCAUCCCCAUGGAUCCCCACAGGCUGUGGGUGGAUCUCUGCAUCCUUCAUGGAUCUCUGCAUCCCCAUGGAUCCCCACAGGCUGUGGCUGGAUCUCUGCAUCCCUCGUGGAUCCCAUGGGCUGUGGGUGGAUCUCUGCAUCCCCCAUGGAAUUUUCAGAGCCACCAGAGGUUGGCUCUGCUGGACAUGGUGGAAGCUUCCAGCAGCUUCUCACAGAAGGCACCUCUGUGCCCCCCCCCACCAAAAACCAGGCCGUGCAAAACCAACACGUUCCACCUCUUGUGAGUCUCAUAUUGAAGAAGAAGAUCAAAACGAAGUGGGCACAGUUUGUUUUGUUUUUUUCCAGCCAGAGAAGAGGGGGAGGUGAGAACAUGUGAGGCAAACAACCUGGAGACAGCAGGGUCAGUGGGGAAGGAAGGGCAGGAGGUGCACCAGGUGCCAGAGCUGAGAUCCCUCUGCAGGCCGUAGUGAGACCAUGGUGUGAAGUGUUUUCUCACAGUCCUUAACUCAUGAACUCUCCAUUUAAUUUUUUUCCCUCCUCUGUGGCUUUUGUGGGUGCAUGGCAUUUGGCCAGUGUCAAAGUACAGCAGCCUCUCUCUGCUUUAGCCUUUUCUGUGUUAUCAGCUUCAUUUGGAUCAGCUUGGUACAUCCACAUUCAGAGAAAUAUCAAGGGGCAAAUUGGCAGUGCCAGAGGGAAUGUUUUGUCUUAUGCCCAAGAGGAUUUUGAUUCCCAUCCACUUCCAGGGGGAAAGGUGGGAUGGUUUAAGAGCAUAUGAGUGCAAUGCAAGGUCUCUUCUAUCGAGGCUGCCCCACCUGUCAGCCAGCAAGCCUGCAGGAGUGUGUCCUGUUCCCAGUGGGGCAAUUCCCAGAGCAGAAAUACCAAAUCUAGUCCAGGCAAGGCAGAAGGGAUGUGAGCUGUAGGACCUUUGUCAGUUGCUGUGGCCCUGAAUCUCAUCCUAAUCAGGGAUCAGGGAAAAGAGCCCUGGGAAAGCCAAAUUUGUGUUUAUUCCAAGGAAGGGUUUCCAUUUUUAGGACGAGCUGUGUUUGCAGCGUGGACCAGAGAAACAUGAACAUGGUCUGUGUGACCCUUUUGGGCACAGGUGUGUCUGUGCCUCCCUCCCAGCUUCUGCUCUGGCCUGGCUCAAGCCAUGUCCCCGUGAUUCUGUGACAGCUCGUGUCCUCUGUGCCUGCUGGAGCCUCCUGAAAAGCCUGAUUCUUCAUCACAGAUGUGAGGAAAAGGCUGGGCGUGUGGGAAGCAGGACAGCAGAAAACAUUUUACUGCUGAUUUUUAAAAAACAGUUUUCAGAAAUGCAAAAGUAAAGCCCUCCCUCAAGCCAGUACCUCUUAGGUGGAUGUUCAGCUGUGGGAACUGUUCCUCUAUGGGAUGCAGGUACCAUCACUGCAGGAAUAAACCAGGGACAGCUGAGUAGAACAGCACCUGAGGGGCUGAGGGGCUGUGGGAGCACACCUGAGGGACUGAGAGGCUGCAGGAACACCUGAGGAACUGUGUGAGCACAGCCCAUCACUGCCACUGCCAGCAGCGUGUGCAGAGGGUGCCUCUGUGGCACCAAAGCUUUAGAGUUCAGUGUGGUUCUCAGGUGAGCCCUGGACCACCCUGCAGUUGGCCAAGCCUGCACUACCUGUGGAGGAGUGUGGCAUUCCUGCUCAGUGUUUGAUCCUGGGCACACUCACAGGAAAGGUGCAUUGGGAUUCAGGUUAAAAAUUAUCAAUUUUAAUGUAACUUUUCCGGAGGUUUCUUGUUUGGGUUUCUGGUUGGCUGGCUUUGGGGCUUUUGUUUGGAGUGCUUUGGGUUUUUUGUUUCUCUGAGGCAACUUGCCCAGUCUUUUUCCUUGUGUGGUUUCUGCUGUUUCCUGCUGUCCCAUUCCAGGGGCUCCUUAGAAAGGUGUCCACUGGUCAGACUGAUGUGCCCAGUGACACUGCACUGAGGGUGCUUCAAGGACUUUUUAGAGUCCAGAAGGGUGUAUAGCAGGGAGGGCUGAGGGGCUCACAGCCUGUCUGGAUAGGAGCAACAGCCCAACCCAACAGGUGCGUUACAGAAACAUUUCUUUUCCUGAAGCGUAAAAUCAGCACAUGUUGUGCACUAAGAAAUGGCAAACUGCUCUCUCUCAGCAAGGCUGUGUGCCUCCUAGUCCCAGCUCUGACUCUCCAGUGGGUUUCUUUGGGAACAGAUUAGAUCCUGUCGGGUAUCUCUUGGUAACUGAGCUACAGAUGAGUGUGUUUGGGUUGUGUGACUGCAGGUGUCACCUGCCUGUGUCAUCUCCCUUGCCCCGGUGAGCCCGUGCUCCUGGCUCCGCUCAUGUGCCUCAUGUGCACACCUGCAGAUUGGGCUGCUGCCCCCACAGCCACAGAAUCAUCUGAGCUUGGGCCCAGCUGCAGACCCCCGGCCAGUCACCCAGAGCCACAGCACACACCACAGCUGCACAGGGAAACUUUUCUGGCCAUAAAGCAAAGCAUUUCCGGUGAGGAGUUCAGUGCCACCAGCUCUCGGCUCAGUGCCGAGACCUCCGUGUCCGAGUGCAGCACUGAGGCCGUGGGCGGCCUGUGCGAGCCGCUGUGCUUAUGUGCAGAGCGCUGCAGAGCCUCCCUGGCAGCCUGGGGAAACCCAGCAGACAUCAGAUUUGAAGCCAAGGCACAUGGGGACAGUGGAUGGUGGGACAGCCCCUCUUGCCCAGGCCAGGUUUUCCAGUCCAAGGCACUGCCCUUGUUCUGCACAGAGCCUGACUCAAGCCCUGGGGCAGAGCUCGUGGCUAUGCUCAGGGUCAGCACGUGUCCGGCUCCACAUGAAUUUGCCUUUUGCAGAGCUGCCUGGAAGGAGCACAGCUGCAGCACGUGGCGUCUGGAAAAUAAAGACAGAAUUCUGGACCUGUA